Messenger RNA from Microplitis demolitor, 6673 nucleotides. It is a transcript of the gene anne, whose product is annotated as polyamine-transporting ATPase 13A3. Bases 301 to 4593 code for a protein of 1430 amino acids. Gene Ontology annotation, cellular component: membrane. Gene Ontology annotation, biological process: polyamine transmembrane transport; intracellular calcium ion homeostasis. Gene Ontology annotation, molecular function: polyamine transmembrane transporter activity; P-type ion transporter activity; ATPase-coupled monoatomic cation transmembrane transporter activity. The transcript has 6 exons. NCBI's taxonomy places the organism in Eukaryota, Metazoa, Arthropoda, Insecta, Hymenoptera, Braconidae. The record is from RefSeq and is a predicted model, not a curated record.
UUGAUGUAUUAUCGUGUAGCACGUUUCAAGUUAUUUUACUUUGCAUGUGAUUUCCACUAUGGCGAACGGAUUUUCGGCAAUAAUAUUCUUAUAAUAUGCCGAUUCCGUAACGCCAGGGAAAUAAAUAUUUUAUCUGUUUUGAGUUACUAAUUGUUUAUUAUAUUUAAUAAAUAAUUUACAUCUGUGUUAUUUACUAAGACUUGUAGUGAAUUUUAAAUCUUGAUUUAAACUUUUGCCUUGUGUUAAUUGUUGAUAGUUUAUUAGUGAAAUUUUUUUGUUUAUUAAUUUAUUGACUUAAUUAUGGAUCUCAUGGAUGGUACGAGAGGCAAUGGGCUUUCGCAGCUUAAAAAUGGAGUGGAUUAUAUUAAUCCUGGUGAAGAAGAUCAGAUGGAAAUCUAUGGAUACCGUAGGAAUAAAAUCUUUACAAUAAUCACUUGGCUCCUGAUAGUAGCAACUGGUGGUCUCCUACGUCUUGUAUUUCAUUGGGUACCACAUUUGAUGGUACGAGCAACUCAUUCUAAAUGUUCACUCGACGAGGCUGAUACUGUGCUGCUGAUCGAAAGAUUUCAAGGCAAACAUGCUUACUAUUAUGUAAAAAAACUAAAGACACUGACUGCUGCUGAUGUAUCUAAAAAUGCACUGGACAGCGAGACACUGAUUGAUGAAUCUUGGAAUGAUGCGGCUAGUGUCAAUUCAACGGAUCUGGCUGGCGUGACAACUAUUGAUGAUACUCUGAAACUGUCGGUUCACUUGCACAGCGGACAUUUUAAACGAGUGUCCUCCAUUUUGAUGUUCACAUGCAAAAAACUUGUUUACAUCUGGGAUAAUGAACGAGGCGAAUUUCUCAAGCUAGCUGGCUUAGAUACUGGUGUUUCUACAUCAACGUUACACCAAAUGCCGGGAUUGACUUCUCAGGAACAAUUUCUGAGACGCAGCGUUUACGGGAACAAUGAAAUAAAAAUACCGCUGAAAAGUUUCAUCCAUUUAUUGUGUCUCGAGGCAUUGAAUCCAUUUUACGUCUUCCAAUUAUUCAGUUUCGGCCUGUGGAUAGCUGACGAUUACUACUACUACGGUCUGGCAAUUAUGACAAUGUCUGGCUUCGGCAUCACGAUGGCCGUCAUCCAAACCCGUCGCAACCAGCAAAAAUUAAGUUCAACGGUCCAUUCAUCAGAUGUAGCUACAGUUAUGCGAGACCGCACGACUGGUAAAACAGAUUCCAUCACGUCCGAUCGUUUGGUUCCUGGCGACAUCUUAGUGAUACCCCCGCACGGUUGUGUAAUGCCCUGUGACGCAGUUCUUCUUACAGGAACGUGCAUCCUCAACGAGUCGAUGUUAACUGGAGAAUCCGUGCCCGUCACCAAGACCCCGGUCCCAUCUUCAGCGGAUAUGAUAUACGAUACCAAAGAACACGCACGUCAUACCCUCUUCUGUGGCACGAAAGUCAUCCAAACUCGAUACUUUGGCGGCGAAAAAGUCCUUGCUGUGAUUAUCCGAACAGGAUUCACUACCAGCAAAGGAGGACUCGUGCGAUCAAUAAUGUACCCGCCACCAGUGGACUUUAAAUUCGAGCAAGAUUCAUAUAAAUUCGUUGAAAUCCUGGCGUGUAUCGCAAUCGUCGGUGCUAUUUACACAGUAAUAACCAAAUCGAUGCGCGGCAUACCUACUCGUGAUAUUAUUCUAGAAGCCUUAGAUCUCAUCACAGUUGUUGUUCCACCGGCGCUGCCUGCUGCUAUGACAGUAGGGCGCCUGGUUGCUCAAAACCGACUUGAGAAGAAACGAAUUUACUGUACAAGUCCUCGAGCUAUCAAUGUGUCGGGUUCUAUUGACUGCAUUUGCUUUGAUAAAACUGGAACCCUUACAGAAGAUGGUCUAGAUAUGUGGGGUGUAGUUCCGGCAACGGAAAGAAAAUUUUUCGUCCCUGUGAAGUCAAUAAGCUCAUUACCGGCAGCAGAACUACUUUUUGGCAUGGUAAGUUGCCAUGAAAUAACAAUCAUUGAUGGAUCAUUGGUUGGAGAUCCACUGGAUCUAAAGAUGUUCGAGUCAACCGGCUGGACUCUUGAAGAGCCUGACGUAUCGGAUAACACCAAGUUCUCGAUGAUGUUUCCGACAAUAGUACGCCCUCCCAAAAAUUCAAGGCUGCUACAUACUCAAGAGCCACUGCCGGGUAUGUCCCCAGCUCGCCAGAACUCGAUCGCCAAUUCGGAAGUAGAGAACAUGUCACUAAACAAUUUGGCUGCUUCGGAUGCGGAAUUAGCUGAGCAAGGAUUAGAAAUAGGUAUUAUAAGACAGUUUCCUUUCACAUCAAGCUUACAGCGUAUGAGUGUCAUCACCCGGACGUUGGGUGCUACGCACUAUGAUCUCUACUGCAAAGGAAGUCCGGAAAUGAUCCAAAGUCUAUCACGCCCAGAAUCAAUCCCUGCAGAUUUUGCUUCAGUUCUCCAGGAAUACACCUCCGAAGGCUACCGUGUGAUUGCAAUGGGACACAAACCACUCAAUAAAUUAACUUACGCCAAAGUUCAGCGUUUGAGCCGUGAGUCUGCGGAAAGUGAUCUCCAUUUCCUGGGUUUCGUUAUCCUAGAAAAUCGACUCAAGCAAGAAACUACUCCAGUUAUAGAAGAACUUAAUCGUGCAUCAAUAAAGACAGUAAUGGUUACUGGCGAUAACAUACUUACGGCAUUGUCUGUAGCGCGUGAUUGUGAAAUGAUACAAUCAGACAUGCCAGUUAUUGCUGUAACUGCGCUACAACUUGGUCAACAAAAGCCACAAUUAUAUUACACCCGCAGUGAUCAUACCGUUUCGUCACCAAUGCCCUCAAGCAUUAGCGAAAUGACCGAUUUGAAUAGCAUCAUCUCGCUAGAAACAAUCGAAAGUGGUUCAUUUGUUCGCACAGACGGAGUCUAUCUUUCAGACGACUGCCACAAGCAUAGUACUAACAAAUAUGUAUUCGCCGUUGAUGGUAAAACCUGGGCAAUAAUAAAACAAUACUAUCCAGAACUUCUUCCUAGAAUAGCAACACGUGGUGCGAUUUUCGCACGGAUGUCACCAGAUCAGAAGCAACAGCUGGUUCAAGAAUUACAGGGUCUCGGCUAUUAUGUUGCCAUGGUCGGAGACGGAGCCAACGACUGUGGUGCCCUGAAGGCUGCUCACACUGGAAUCUCACUCUCCGAUACAGAGUCAUCAGUAGCCUCACCGUUCACCAGCCGGGAAACAAAUAUCUCCUGCUUGCAAUCGGUUAUCCGAGAAGGUCGUGCUGCCUUGGUCACCUCAUUCGGCAUCUUCAAAUACAUGGCGGCUUAUUCACUAACGCAAUUCGUCUCAGUGAUGAUUUUGUACGAAAUUGAUUCCAACUUAACUGAUUUCGAGUUCUUGUACAUCGACUUACUGAUCAUAUCAGUGUUUGCAUUCUUUCUACCCCGUACCCAGGCAUAUGAUGGCCCACUGGUCAAAGACCCUCCGCCGACUAGUUUGGUCAGCACCUCAUCAAUACUGAGCAUCGCUUUGCAAAUGAUUCUUGUCACCGGUUUCCAAUGCUUGAGCUACUGGAACCUCAAACAGUAUGAUUGGUACAAACAGUUUAAUGUUGAAGAAAGUGAAGACAAAGAUGACGUUUCUUGUUUAGAAAACUAUACUCUGUUCAUUAUCAGUUCAAUGCAAUAUAUUAUACUAGCCGCAACCUUCUCUAAAGGUCAUCCAUAUCGCAAAAGUGUUUUCACCAAUCACGGAUUGCUUGCGUCCUUCAUUUUGAUGUCAAUGUUUUCUUCAUACUUGGCUAUUUGUCCAUUUGACUGGCUGGCUCAUCAAUUUGAACUAGUACUGCCACCGGAGACUUCAUUCAGGGUCAGGCUGGUCCUAUAUGGUGCAGCUAACUUAAUUAUUGCAUUAUUCGUCGAAUGUUUCAUCGUUGAUUACCUGAUUUCUGGCAAAUUGCGUUACCGCUGGCACAAUGUCGACAAAUCAAAACGUAAGUUUUUGGCAAUAGAACGUGACAUGUUGAAGAACACAAAAUGGCCGCCUUUGACACAAGAACCCCCGACUCCAGAUGUCGCAGUACCUGAUUUGAUAAGACGAAACACUGUCACGGAAAUAAAAAUAGAGAAGCAUAUUCCUGACAAUGCAAGUAACCACGGGGGAGCUAGUAUUGUAACGCCUGUGAAAUCUGGAAUAUUUUUCAACAAAAGUUCUCCAAGAUCAUUGACGAUGGCUAAUAAAUUCGGCUCUGCACGAGAGGUUACGCUCAAUCCAACUAGUUUGGUUAAUGACCGUCGCAAUACUGUAUCGAUGCAAAUAGUGUCACCUUGUUAUGAAGAUCGUGAGUUAACAGAUGUAACAACACCUUCCCGUAAACUGAUGAAUGGUAAUGGCGACAGUCACAUUAAAAGACGACACAAUUCAGAGUCAGAAAAUGGAAUCGAUCAGCACCGUACUAUCAAUCAUGGAAACCCGUUAACGUCGAUAAAUCCAAUUGCGACUUUACCAAGAAACCAAUCAAUGCAAAAUCAAAAAAUUAGAGAUAUCAAUAUGGAUAAAAUAAAUAAGAGCGAAGAUUUGAGACGAGGACAAAGUGUUUUGGAAAUGGAUAUUUUGCCUUCUUGAAACGCGGUUAUAUCCUUUGUUAAAACAAAGGUUUUUUAUUACGGUUUAUUGUGCUAAUAGUAUGACAUGGGACUAUGAGCAUUUAAUUUUAUUCAAUGCUGCCUAUUUAUUAGAGCUGGGUUCUUAAUUAUUAUUAAUCAUUUUUUUAUUUUUGAAGUUUCGGUGCUUAAAUCAGUUCUAAAUGUACGAAAAAAAAUUUUCUGACGAUUUUCACUCUUACAUGAAUCAUAUAUGAACUCGAUCAUAUAAUUUGAUACUUUAGACUCAUUAUUGGUCAAAUAUAAUCCAUAUCUGAUUUGUAUAUGAUUGAAAAAUCUAUUUUGGAUCACGUAGACAUCAUAUAUAUGUAAAUAGUCAUAUAUGAACAGAUAUGAAUCAUAUAUAAUCAUAUAUGUCACAUAUGAUCAGAUAACUGUUAUUUAUACCAGCUAUGGAGUAUAUAUGAUCAGAUAUGAAUUAUGUAUGAUCAGAUAUGGAGUAUAUAUGAUCAGAUAUGAUCCAUGUAUGAUAGGAUAUGGAUUAUGUGUGAUCAGAUAUAAGCUAUUUAUGGUCAGAAAUAGAUUAUAUAUGAUCAAAUAUGAAUCAUAGAUAAACUAUCAUUUAAAAAGGAAGUAUGACUUUUAGGAAUCAUAUAUGACAUAAAUGUAGAAUAAUAUUAUUCCAUAUAUGACUCAGGUAUGUUAUUGAUGUUCAUCAGAUAGGGCUCACAAAUUGCCAAAAUCAUAUUUAGAGUAAAUAUUUAUAAAAUAUAAUAAUUUCAGUAUUAUAUAUGGGCUUAUACAUUAAUAUUACCAAAAUAUAGAAUAAUACAAAUUUAAAAAAUUAUAUGAAUCACAUACACCAACAAAAACAAGCCAAAACUUUAUAAGAAAUUGAUACUUAUCAUAUAUAAAUUAUGCAGUCUUCACAUACGGCGAUAUACAAUUUAAUAUUCAUUAUAUAUCCUCUCAUUGAGUAAUAAUUAGUAUUUAUAAAUUUUAUAUGAAUCAGAUACAGUUCAUUUAGAACUCGCGCUUGCCAAAAUCAUGUACAGAAUAAAUAUAAAUUAUGAAUAUAUAAAAUAUUUAUCAUAUAUGCUUCAAAGAUAGAAUAAUGUUGAUAUAUGAAUCAGAUAUGGGUCAUAUUCACUCCGGAACGGAUCAAAAUCAUAUAAAAUAAUUAAUUAUUAUACAUAAAACAUUUAGUUACAAGAUAUAGUCAUAUGUACAUCAGAUAUGAUCAUAUACGCUCAUAAUGAUAUCAUAUAAGACUGUAAGUGUCAUAUAAGAUCAUAUACGGUCAUUUCCACGCCAUAUAAUAUCGUAUGUUCAUAACGAUACCAAAAAUAAUCAUAUGUUAUGAAUAUAAACAAUGUAGGAUCAGAUACAUCAUAUAUGGAUAAAAUACGAAUUAAUAUGACUUAAAAAAAUUUAUACGAAUCAGAUAUUGUUUAUAUAUUGUCAAUGUACGAUAAAAAUAGAAUUUUGACCACUUUCUGCUUUACGAAAAUUAAAAUUUUGAGAAUAAUUAUUUUUUAUUUGUAUACAGAACCGAUUUAAAAAUGAAACUCAUGAAAAUAAAAAAAAAUUAUUUAAUAUAGAACCACUCUACUAAUUUUAAUUAUUGAUUUAUUAUAUAUUAUUUAUAUUUGAGUCCCUUUUGACUCAAAAUUGUCAAUUAUUUUGCAGAUUUAGUAUUCAUUACCCAAAUUACAAGCAAAACAAAGUAUUAAUAAAUCUGUACCGUUUUUUUGUUUUAGAUCUUAAUACCUUUGUUCAUAUUUUAUAAUUUUUAGUCUUUGCAUUUUAGGUAUCGUUACUUAUUAAUCGAUUAAUUGAUUACUUAAUUACCGAGUACUUGGCUAUAUAAUUUUACCAACUGCUUCAUUUUUUUUUUUUGGUUUUAUAAUUUAAUAUCCGGCUGUUAAAGAGUUCAUUAAUUAUAUUAUUGUUAAUAUUAUUGACACAAUAUUGUAAAAAAAAAUGUAAAUUAACGGACAAAUCUAUGCUUCAAAAAAAAAAAAAAUUAAUAAAUAAUAAUUAUAUAAGUAAGCUAAAAAAAAAUCAAAUAAUUUAGGAAAUUUAAUACGUGAUUUAAAUAA